Molecule: messenger RNA, 2610 nt
Organism: Penicillium argentinense
Lineage: Eukaryota; Fungi; Ascomycota; Eurotiomycetes; Eurotiales; Aspergillaceae
Product: putative RNA-binding protein (Nab3)
Exons: 4
Coding region: 1-2610 (869 amino acids)
Molecular function (GO): RNA binding
Source: RefSeq, a predicted model, not a curated record
AUGACGCCCGAUCCCCCUGAUGAAGCUCUUCACUUCCGCGGAAAAACACUGACUCCGGAAAGCCCACGACCGCUGCACAUCCCGGAGCCAGCCAACAUCCCUGUUCUUGAGAACCAAAUGGACCCUGUCUUCAACGACACUUCGACGUACGAUCGCUCAGACGCCCCCCAGGUUUCUUUUCCUACACUUCAUACCCAAGAUGGAUGGUCGGCUGCCCCGGGAGGAGAGGGGGUAGGCCCGGGGUCGAGCCAGGAUGCAGGUAGUUUGCAUGGUCCGCAAUCCGGGAAUCCUGCAAUGAAUGAUUUGAGUGUUUCUGGAGACUCCUACUCUUCCAUCCCCGCGGGGACUGCCCAGGCCAGCAACAUGAACGCCGGUAUUUCUCUUCCAAACGCCAAACCUUCCCAUGCGCCUCCGGUGGUGCCGGGCUCUCAGGGCUUCGCCACGAUGGGCGCCAUAGACAAUGCCGGUAACCCCGUGGGUUUGUCCACUUUUCCAGGGCGCCUAGAUGAGGAUAGCAAGGGGAACCAUGAUACGACGGCGACUACGGCGGCAGGGACCGAGAUGGAGUCGAAUUCUGGUGCUGGUGCAACCGGUGUCAAUUUUCAAACUCUGCUGGACAAUCUCUCGCAUCGGUCCGCCACGGCGACCACCGGCGCUGCUCCUUCUCUAGAGGAAGGCUCGUCACUCCAUCAAGCAACCCAGGACGAGUCUCUCCAACCCAGUCUAUCAUCUGCUCAGGACACUCAGUCCUUGAACCACCCCCGCCCACCCCUCCACCCCUCCAACCAACCCCCCAACUACCACGAUGAUUCCGCUUAUCAUCUACUCCCCCCUGCCCAAAACCCCGCCUACGCGACAACCGCCAGUAACCAAGCCCAUCAAUCUUUCCCCUCCAUGCCCUCUGGAGGCCCCCCAGGCGCCGGCUCCGGGGUCGGUGCCCUCCCUCCGCCGCCCGUUGCCAGCUUCCAGCAAAACAACUCUUCUUCGGGCGCGGAGUCGCAGACGUCCCAAGAGGCUCCCGCUCAGACCGCUAAGAAAGGCCGUCCCGAUAAGCCUGCAGCACGGCCCGGUAAAGGCGCAGAUGACGAUUCGCCCUGGGGGCCGGAGGUCCAAAAGAAAUAUGACGAGUUUCUGCACGACGAGCGAGUCUACGUGACUGAAGGCCUGUGGGAUCGCUUCCCUGUGGGAUCGAGACUUUUCGUUGGCAACCUCCCAACCGAGCGAGUGACAAAGAGAGACAUGUUCCACCUUUUCCACAAAUAUGGCAAAUUGGCGCAGAUUUCGAUCAAACAGGCAUAUGGAUUCAUUCAAUUCCUCGAGGCAGGUGCUUGCCACGCAGCGCUCCAGGCCGAACAGGGGGCGCUGGUUCGCGGUAGAAAAAUACAUUUGGAAAUUUCCAAGCCACAACGAUCGACCAGACCCGGCCCUGCAGAGCCGGUUCGUGCGCCGCCACCUCGCCGCUCCCGAUCGCCAGAGUUCAGCCGUGCUGGUCCUGCCCGGUCCAGCGCCCGAGCCCCUGGCGAUCGGUUCGACCGGCCGCAUGAAGCCGCUCGGCUCCCGUUCAGUGAUUUCCGGGACGAACCUAGCUCGCACCGCCGACGUGAUGAUUAUCGCCCCCCGCGCUCGCCUUCGCCUCGCCCUUUCCGUCGAGAUGGAUAUCGAUCCCGAGAUCGGACUCCUGAACGACUCGACCGUCGCGACCGACGACGAUCGCGUUCACCCCCCGCUCCCCGCGAUCUCCUCCCUCGACGAGCCCCGCGAGAUGUCCCUGAAGUCCAAGUCCUUGUUCUGGAAGAAGUGGACCGGAACUUCACCCUGCAUGUGGAAAACGCCUUUCGCAAUCGCGGUCUCCGUGUAGAUGUUCUGGUCCUUGGUCCCCGAAUUACUCUGGGUGCUGCCGUCCAGCGUCAGUAUGUCGAGGGCGUGCUGGCCGUCGUUCGUCUAUCACGACCUAACCAGUUCUCCCGCAAAAUUCCCCUCCAGAUAUUUGAUCGAAGCGCCGGGCCAACCAACGUGCGUUUCAGUGAUUAUCCCGAGCUCGACCCCAAUCUCGCGGCCGAACUCAUGUUUCACCAAGCCCAAGCAAUGCAGCGAGGCCCCGCCCCCGCCUCAUUUGCGCCUAAUCCGGCUUUCGGCGUCCCUCACCUGCCGCCUAUGCCUAUGCCCCAGCCUUCGAUGCCCCAGCCCGCGAUGCCCCAGCCCGCGAUGCCUGCACUCUCGAACCCACCAAACAUUGCGAACUUGAUUGGUUCUAUGGACGGUCCAAGUCUCCAAUCCCUCUUGUCGGCCCUUCAGCAGCGCCCCAAUCCUCAAUCGCAGCCUGGAUCGGCAGCGCAGUCACCUUUCUCAUCCCCCAAUCCCCCUCCGCACGCCGACCUGGCGAGCCUUUUGACCAAUGCGAACCGGCCUCCCCCCGUCCCCCCGCCCCCGCAACAACCUUUCCUCCACCCUCCUUUCGCCAUCCAUCCUCAAAAUCCUCCGAUGGUCUCCGAUCCAAACCUUCUUUCACUUCUUGCGAAGGGUCUUGGGGGUCAGCCGCCACAUGGUCAGGCACCUGCUGGUUCCAAUGUCCAAAACAUUAUGAACCAAUUGGCCAAAUGGAAGCAAUGA